Messenger RNA from Emiliania huxleyi CCMP1516, 1496 nucleotides. RefSeq lists its product as hypothetical. The transcript has a single exon. The record is from RefSeq and is a predicted model, not a curated record. The annotation marks the transcript as partial. Lineage: Eukaryota; Haptophyta; Isochrysidales; Noelaerhabdaceae.
GGCGCCGAGGGUGCCGACGGAGCCGACGUCGGCGCUGCGGAAGCCGACGGCGUCGGAGGCGGUGAGGGCGACAGCGACGGCGGCGGCGGCGACGCCGGCGAAGGCGCCGGCGGCGACGGUGCAGCCGGCGGCGGCCGUGGGAGGCGGCGAGGGCGACAGCGACGGCGGCGGCGGCGACGGCGGCGGAGGCGCCGGCGGCGGCGGUGCCGGAGGCGGCGGCGUGGGAGGCGGUGACGGCGACAGCGACGGUGGCGGCGGCGACGGCGGCGGAGGCGCAGGCGGCGGCGGCGAGGGCGACAGCGACGGCGGCGGCGGAGUGGGCGGCGGAGGGGCCGGUGGCGGCGGGGCCGGCGGCGGCGGCGAGGGCGACAGCGACGGCGGCGGCGGAGUGGGCGGUGGAGGGGCCGGUGGCGGCGGGGCCGGCGGCGGCGGCGAGGGCGACAGCGACGGCGGCGGCGGAGUGGGCGGCGGAGGGGCCGGUGGCGGCGGUGCCGGAGGCGGCGGCGUGGGAGGCGGCGAGGGCGACAGCGACGGUGGCGACAGCGACGGCGGCGGCGGGGCCGGCGGCGGCGGCGAGGGCGACAGCGACGGCGGCGGCGGCGAGGGCGGCGGAGGGGCCGGCGGCGGCGGUGCCGAAGGCGGCGGCGUGGGAGGCGGCGAGGGCAACAGCGACGGCGGCGGAGGGGCCGGCGGCGGCGGCGAGGGCGACAGCGACGGCGGCGGCGGAGUGGGCGGCGGAGGGGCCGGCGGCGGCGGGGCCGGCGGCGGCGGCGAGGGCGACAGCGACAGUGGAGUGGGCGGCGGAGGGGCCGGUGGCUGCGGUGCCGGAGGCGGCGGCGAGGGCGACAGCGACGGCGGCGGCGGAGUGGGCGGCGGAGGGGCCGGCGGCGGCGGGGCCGGCGGCGGCGGCGAGGGCGACAGCGACGGCUGCGGCGACGAGGGCGGCGGAGGGGCCGGCGGCGGCGGUGCCGGAGGCGGCGGAGCCGGCGGCGGCGGCGAGGGCGACAGCGACGGCGGCGGCGGAGUGGGCUGCGGAGGGGCCGGUGGCGGCGGGGCCGGCGGCGGCGGCGAGGGCGACAGCGACGGAGGCGGCGGAGUGGGCGGCGGAGGGGCAGGUGGCGGCGGGGCCGGCGGCGGCGGCGAGGGCGACAGCGACGGCGGCGGCGGAGUGGGCGGCGGCGGGGCCGGUGGCGGCGGAGCCGGCGGCGGCGGCGAGGGCGACAGCGACGGCGGCGGCGGAGUGGGCGGCGGAGGGGCCGGCGGAGGCGGUGCCGGAGGCGGCGGCGUGGGAGGCGGCGAGGGCGACAGCGACGGCGGCGGCGGAGUGGGCGGCGGCGGGGCCGGUGGCGGCGGAGCCGGCGGCGGCGGCGAGGGCGACAGCGACGGCGGCGGCGGAGUGGGCGGCGGAGGGGCAGGUGGCGGCGGGGCCGGCGGCGGCGGCGAGGGCGACAGCGACGGCGGUGGCGGCGAGGGCGGCGGCGGGGCCGGCGGAGGCG